AUGGAGAAAUCAUUCGCAAACUUGUGAACUAUCAGCAACUAGCAAUAUGAAGUCUUUUCUUGGAGCUCUAGCCAUCCUGGCUAUCCUUUCACCCCUCACUACCGCCGCAAGUUUGGGUGAAUCGAAGCCAGAGGCCAAUGACUUUAUCCGGACCUUGAAGGACCUCCACAGAGGAAGUCCUGCCGAACCAACGAUGACACGGGCCAAUGUUGAGGAACGCUGGAUCACCCAGUGGUUGGACAACUUCGACGGAGACAACAACGCCACCUGGGAGGAUCGCAUUCUGAUCAACGAGGACUACUUUGUCGACGGGUCACCCAUCUUUAUCUAUCUGGGCGGUGAGUGGAAGAUCCAACCCGGUGACAUUACUUCCGGACUCUGGGUAGACAUCGCCAAGCAACACAAUGGUACGAUCGUCACCACCGAGCACCGAUUCUUUGGCGAAAGCCUUCCCAUAACUCCGUUUUCGACGGAGAACCUCGAAAAGUAUCAAAACGUAAAUCAAGCCCUGGCUGAUGUCAUCAACGUGAUUGAGAACCUUAAGGAAGAGGACAAGUAUAAGGACUCCAAGAUUGUUAUUCAUGGCUGCUCCUACUCUGCAUCUAUGGCUACCUGGAUCCGUAAACUGUAUCCUGAAACUAUUUUGGGAAGCUGGGCUUCCUCGGCUCCGCUCGUGGCCAAGGUAGACUUUAAGGAAUACUUCAAAGUUAUCGGCGAGUCGUACAAGGUCCUGGGGGGACAGUAUUGCUACGAUUUGAUCGACAAUGCCACAUCCUACUACGAGGAUCUGUUCGCAAAUGGAGAGGGAGACCAGGCCAAGAAGGAGCUCAACUUGUGCGACAACUUUGAUGCGGACAACAAAAGGGACCGUUGGCAGAUAUUCAGCACAAUUGCCAAUAUUUUUGCAGGAAUCGCUCAAUACCAAAACCCAGCGAAUUAUGACAUCGCCCAGUACUGCUCGGUGCUGAGGUCCUUCAGCGAUGAUGACUCUGUGGCCCUUUCUAAGUUUAUUAACUGGCGUAUUCAUGAGCACUCUGGACAGUGUAUCAGCGCAACCUUUAAAGGAACUACUGAUUAUUAUGAAUGGGCUAAGGAUAACUACCAAGACAGCAUGCUUCCCUGGUUCUUCCAGACCUGCAGCGAGUUCGGCUGGUUCCAGUCUUCCGGUAGCAGACAGCAACCUUUCGGAUCUUCCUUCCCGUCCAAGCUUUACGAGGAUACCUGCGAGACAGUCUUUGGCUCCAAAUACAACACUGCUGGAAUUCGAGCCAAUGCCAAGGCAACCAACGCCGAGUUCGGAGGACUGGACAACGACUUCACCAACGUCUACUUUGUGCAAGGUCAGAUGGACGGCUGGAGAAAGGUGGGAGCCGGUGUGGAACAAGGAGCAACCAUCAUCCCCUAUGCCUCCCACUGCCCCGAUGGCGGAUCGAUCUCCGCCAGCGAUAGUCCCGAACUGGUUGCCUCUAAGCAGAAGAUUAUAGCUCUGGUGGCUCAGUGGCUGGAGGAAGCCUAAUUAUAUAUUUACCCAUAUAUUAUAUAUCGAAAAUGAUUUAGUUUUCGUACAUUUUCCGUUUUUGGUGGUACGAAGUUACUUUUUCUUUUUUGAAUACGUUAUAGGACUGAAAGCCGUUUACAAUAUAUAAUCACAAAAACUUGGUCUCAAUAAAGAAAAUAAGAAAUAUAAA
Molecule: messenger RNA, 1688 nt
Organism: Drosophila ananassae
Lineage: Eukaryota; Metazoa; Arthropoda; Insecta; Diptera; Drosophilidae
Product: putative serine protease K12H4.7
Exons: 5
Coding region: 47-1516 (489 amino acids)
Biological process (GO): proteolysis
Molecular function (GO): serine-type exopeptidase activity; dipeptidyl-peptidase activity
Source: RefSeq, a predicted model, not a curated record